Molecule: messenger RNA, 1375 nt
Organism: Anolis carolinensis (green anole)
Lineage: Eukaryota; Metazoa; Chordata; Lepidosauria; Squamata; Anolidae
Product: zinc finger protein 184
Exons: 2
Coding region: 366-1217 (283 amino acids)
Biological process (GO): regulation of transcription by RNA polymerase II
Molecular function (GO): DNA-binding transcription factor activity, RNA polymerase II-specific; RNA polymerase II cis-regulatory region sequence-specific DNA binding
Source: RefSeq, a predicted model, not a curated record
ACAAGGAGAACAAGAAGACCAAUCAAAAUGAUUCUGGACUAGAUGGGCCGUGUGAAUCUAUGAUAGAAAAAGAAUAAUUUGUGUCCAGUGUGUUUUCCAGUUAAAAGAUGUUUUAACAUCCUGCUCAGGGAACCUAUGAAUGCUACUCCAAAAAUCCUAAGCCUUCUCUUUAAACCCUGAAUUCUAACUUCCGUUGGAACAGCUUGUAUUUACAUUGGAUUCUGCUUAGUAGUCGAAAAAGCAUUACUGAUCUCUGUGUCCAAAUCUUCUUGUUUUAGGUGAACAUUGAGGAUGUAUCUGUACAUUUUAGCAAGGAGGAAUGGACCCUGCUAGAUCGGCAUCAACGGGCCCUGCACUGGGAGGUCAUGGGAGAGAAUUAUAAGAUGUUGGCCUCUUUUGGUGGUGUUGGGGCGUGGAGUGAAAAUGAGGGAAUACCAUAUAAAGUGUGGCUGAAAACAGGAAAAUAUCGAGAUAAACAGGAAGAGGGAAGCCAGGAACUGGAAGCAGAAGAAUACAGAAGGAUGCAAUGUGCUGCCGACACCAGAGAAAUCCAAAUCCAAGAAACAGUAAACGAAAGCAAGGAGAUCAGGAACAGCCUUGUCUAUGAGAAUGGCUUCUUCCGUGAGGCUAAUAUCACAGACCAAAUAGAGAAAGCACAACCUGAGUGUCAUCAAUUGGAAGAAAGCUAUGGAUCUAGUACACACCUUACAAACUGUGAAAAUCCACCAAUUGUGAACAAGACGUAUAAAUGCCUGGAUUGUGGGAAAUGCCUUUCUCGAAAAGGAAGCCUAAAUAGACACCGAAUUUCCCACACAGGAGCGAAGCCAUAUAAAUGCCUGGAGUGUGGGAAAGGCUUUGUCGACAAGAGAAGCUUCAUUGGGCAUGAAAUGAACCACCGAGGAGAUAAUCCCUACAAGUGCCCAGAGUGUGGCAAAGGUUUCAUCCACAAGAGAAGCCUCUUCCAGCAUGAAAUGAACCACAGAGGAGAGAAACCGUAUAGCUGCCUAAAGUGUGAGAAGAGCUUUAGCCGCAAAGCAGUCCUCAAAAGACACCAGGAUAGGCAUAUGGAAGAAAAAUCACACACAUGCCUGGAAUGUGGGAAGAGUUUCCAGUGGAGAGUGAACCUCAAGACACAUGAAAAAACCCACAUAGGAGAGAGGCUGCCAAGCAGACCUCAAGGCUCAUUAACAAGCCCACAUGGGAGAGAAGCCAUGUAAACGCCUGGAGUGUGAAAAAGGCUUUGCCGAAAAGAGAACAUACGAGGGUUGAAUGAAAAGUAAUGCCUCCAGUUUUCUGAAGCCGUCACGGAAGAAGUCGACACUCUGUUUCCGCAACCGACGUCUCACAAGACCCAUCGUGCACAGAUCUUCCAACA